UCUGCAGCAGGUCUCCUGGCUCAGAGAGAGAAGAUCCAGAAAGAGAUCCAGAACUUGGAGAAUGUCUUGGGACCCAUCCAUGUGUCAGAUGACAACGAGAGCAGCAGUGAGGAGAGUGAGCUGGGUCUGUCUCCGUCAGUGGACUCGUGUCUCCAGAUGAAUCUCGUCUAUCAGCAAGUCGUUAAAGAGACUCUGGACCAACUGGAGACGCUGCUGGCGCAGAACCACCGGCACCAGAAGGAACUGCUGUCUCAGCUGUCUGGACCAAUGAAAGGCUCCACCAGGGAACAGUCCGCCCCCUCCUCCUGCCAGCAGCCAAUCAGCAUGUUCUUAGGCCGCUUCCUCAAACCGUACUUCAAGGACAAACUGACUGGACUGGGUCCUCCGGCCAAUCAGGAGGCGAAGGAGAAGGCCAGCAGGAUGACCGGCAGUCUGGACGACAGGAAACUGAGAGUCAAACGAUGUGAGAACCACAUCAGAACCACACCAGAACCACACAAGAACCACAUCAGAACCACAUCAGAACCACAUCAGAACCACACCAGAACCACACAAGAACCACAUCAGAACCACAUCAGAACCACACCAGAACCACACCAGAACCACACCAGAACCACACCCGAACCACACCCGAACUACACCAGAACUACAUCAGAACUACAUCAGAACUAUAUCAGAACUACAACAGAACUACAUAAGAACUACAGUUAG
Messenger RNA from Etheostoma cragini (Arkansas darter), 711 nucleotides. RefSeq names its product snRNA-activating protein complex subunit 4-like. The record is from RefSeq and is a predicted model, not a curated record. NCBI's taxonomy places the organism in Eukaryota, Metazoa, Chordata, Actinopteri, Perciformes, Percidae. The transcript is spliced from 5 exons. The annotation marks the transcript as partial.